CCAUGGCGAAUCAGAUGGAGAUAUCACAUUGAUUAUGUAUGAACGCAGAAUUCUGGGUGAUGUGAAUUCCCCAAUAUUUGUCAAGCAGACGAAGAAUUCGGAACGUGGUGGCAUCUCCAGUAUAAAAUUUCUGAGUUACUUUAUUUUAUCGGUAGCUCUUGAACUAUAUAAACUGAUACAAGCAAUAUUUAAACGAGCCAAUGCAACCCCAACAUCAUAUGCAAAAUCGGACUCCGAUGCCACAAUUUUAAUGAAGAUCUUUCUUAAACAUGGAGCUGAUCCUUCGCAAGGGUUACCAUAUGAGCAAUUUAAUAUGCUGAAGAGGCUAAAGGCAAGAAAAUCGAAUAUAUCAAAUUUAGCAGGAUCCAUUAAAACGUCACAUAAAAGUAUCUCGCGUCAAAUCGGCAGCAAGCAUGUGAAAGCCGAGAAGGUCAAGGAAGAGAUGAAAAUUUAUGCAAAGGACAAGUGGGUGAUACCGCUAAACAUUGCGGCUGUCAGUGGUAAUAUUGAGAUUGUGAAGAUAUUACUGUCAAGAAUGGAUAGAUCGAAUAUUGCAAGUAGUUCAUUCUGCCUGUCUAUGCAACAUGAUAUAAUGCUUACGUUGGACCUCGUUCAUGCGGGGGCCAACGUCAACCAACAGGACCUUAGGUUUGAUCCGUUUAAUAUUAGUCACGAUCGAGCGGUCAUUGAUACUCUGGAAGCAGAUGCCAAUGCAAAGGGUGAAAACGAUUGGACCCCACUGUAUGAAGCAAUUAGCCAGAAGCACAUUAAUGUUUGUCAAAUUCUAGUUGUGGUGGGAACAAACGUUGAAUUAAAGGAUAAAUCUGGGAAGACCGUUCGUGACCUAGGAUUGUUGUGUGAUUCAACAGGUGUACCUAACCUACAGAAGAACAAGCAAAACGGAUACAUACUGGGUUCAAAAGCUACACAACCGAAUGAAAAAAUCUCUACAAAUUCAACGAACCACAAAACCAAACCAUUUUUCAAAAAAUCAUAUCACAAUUUUUCCGUGUUGCUAAAGGCCGGCGAUCACAUCGAAAGCAAGUCACCGAAUACAAAAUGUUGA
Acaulospora morrowiae is the source of this 1066-nucleotide messenger RNA. NCBI's taxonomy places the organism in Eukaryota, Fungi, Glomeromycota, Glomeromycetes, Diversisporales, Acaulosporaceae. The record is from the annotation of a GenBank genome assembly.